GUCAGUGAGGAGUCCUUUAACGCCGCUUCCCUCUCGUCUCCUGCGCUCUCGGCUUCGCUGUUUAAACUUUCCUUAAAGGAGGCGGAUCGUUCAGCAUCUUACCAAAUAAACUAACCAGCUGUUUUUGUUUGUUUGGGGGGUUUUUCGGUCUGGAAGUUGGAGGAGGAUUCAUUGUUAUUCUUCUCUCCUGUGUUGUGUGCAGGACGCGUCUGGGUGCGCACCGGACCAAAAUGGACCGCAGAACGUGUCCGGUGCGUCCGCCUCGGUGCUCUGCCGCCGCGCCCGGGACGAACUGACAGAAAUCCCGCGACCCGGAGGCGGACUGAACCCCCCACACCUACAGCUGCUCCGGUGGCUCCCGCUCAGCAAGAAUAGAGAUUGAUUCCUCAGCGGGGAGAGAGAGGACAUGGACGUACUGUAGCCAGCGCUGAGAGGCGAGGACGAGGAUGGAGCUAUAACAAAGAGGGGACACCACAAACUGCAGGAGGGCGCAGGAGGAACCAUCGGAUGCCUUCACUGGCUAAAAAGCACAAGUCACACGUUGGACGCCUCCAGUCUGAAGAAAGUGUGUUCAAUAGACACAUGAACGCAACAAGAAACUAAAGCUGCUCGUCCCACGUGAAGAUCAAAUCAGUUUUUGGCGAGGGCAGAUGGAUGGUGCUGAUCCCUCUCUCCGGAGGUGUGGAGUGACAGAUGACAGAGGGAUUGAUACAGCGGGAGAGAGAGACAAGAAGAGCGGUAACGUCGGAAAGGGCCACUGCCGCCGGUAACGGAAAACAGAAGCAAAGGUCAGGCCCAUCGAUCGGGAGGCGAGGAGAAAAAAACCUGAAUCUCAACUCUGACCUGAAAGAAGAAAAGCCACUUGCAACACCUCGGAUACAACGAAGCACGCCACCGAAAUUUACAGCCGAAUUCAGAUAUUGAAACCAAAACUAUUUAGCGGAAGAUCUGGCAGAUGGGUGGAUACAGCGGGCACCAGCGAUGGAUAAGAACAAUUUAAGCUCUAAAAUAGAAACUCUUGGUUACGUUAUGAGGUGGAUGUAACUAAACAUCAGGAAGCAACACUGCAUGUUUUGGCUCAUCGUAUACCUAGAACUCAUCGCCAAUGAUUUAUUGGCAAGAAAUGGGAGAUUCAACCUGCAGAGAACAAUUUGAGGCUGUUUACAGCUAGCAAGACUUUACUAGAAAACAGUGUAAACUCCAGAAGACUUGUAGCUAGCUCUUCCCCAUCCCCUCUUCCCCAUCCCUGUCAGUCCUCACCCCCCAAGUUGUGCCCUCCCUCUUUUCCCUCCCCUGAUCCCCCAGUACUGUUGGUUAAGAAUCUAUUUUGGAGGACACACUUUAAAACCCUUCAAAUAAGUCUCUCUCAAUGAUCAGUGAAUCUCUCUCUUCAUCUUCUUCUGUCCUCUGCUGGUGAAGACGGUGAAUUAAAACCAGGGGAGUGUACCCUCUGUCAACCUUCAUUAGGGUAAGGAUCACUCUUUGGGAUGGGUGGCCCAGCGAGGGCUCUCCUCGGUGGGUUCAGCACCACCACCUCCUCUCUGGAGGUUGGAGGUCGGAUGUCUUGGCCAAGCAACAACCCCCUGGACCUCAACCAAACCCUGCCAUGGGGGAGUGUCGGAGGUGGAGGUGCUGCAGCCAUGAGUGCAGGUCUGGACAAUUUCACCCAAGAGUCUGUCACCAGGGCAGUGAUCAAAGAGAAAAACUGGCCGGCGCUGCUUAUACUCGUCAUCAUCGCGCUGACGAUUGGCGGCAACAUCCUGGUGAUCCUGGCGGUGUCGCUGGAGAAGAAGCUCCAAAACGCCACCAACUUCUUCCUGAGGUCGCUGGCUGUGGCGGAUAUGCUCGUAGGCAUCCUGGUCAUGCCAAUCUCCCUAAUCAACAUACUUUAUGACUACGCCUGGCCUCUGCCCAGCGCUCUGUGUCCAAUCUGGAUCUACCUGGACGUGCUGUUCUCCACCGCCUCCAUCAUGCACCUGUGCGCCAUCUCCCUGGAUCGAUACGUCGCCAUCCGCAACCCCAUCGAGCACAGCCGCUUCAACUCCAGAACCAAAGCCAUGAUGAAGAUCGCCGCCGUCUGGACCAUAUCUAUAGGCGUGUCGAUGCCUAUCCCAGUCAUCGGCCUCCACAACGAGGACAAGGUCUUCGUCAACGGCAGCUGCGUCCUCAACGAGGAGCGCUUCAUGCUGAUCGGCUCCUUCGUGGCCUUCUUCAUCCCACUGGUCAUAAUGGUGGUGACGUACUGCCUCACCAUACAGGUGCUCCAGAGGCAGGCCACUGUCUUCCUAUACGAGGCAAAGACUUCCUCCCAGCAGCCUUUGCACACACCAGCAAUGACAAACACAUUGCAGCCUCCACCCAGCACCUUCCACCUUCCUCAGAUCAACACACUUGCACCGCCAGACUCACAAGAGUUAAAGCCUCCGCCCCCCCAGAGCAGACGAAACACCCUCAGUUGUCUGAAAGGAGCGGAGCCCAGCAUACUGCUCAGCGCCUCCACGUCGGACAGCAUAAGCAUCAUCCCCAGCUCCGAGGUGGCGUCUCAGCUCAGCUCGCCGGCCGCGGGGCCCGGGCGGAGCGACACGUCGGGUUGCCACGGGCGACGGGGGAUGAUGCAGGCCAUAAAGAACGAGAGGCGUGCCUCCAAGGUCCUGGGAAUCGUCUUCUUCCUCUUCCUCAUCAUGUGGUGUCCCUUCUUCAUCACGAACGUCACCUUCGUCCUGUGCCGCGGCUCCUGCAACGAGUCUCUGCUCCACGACCUCCUCAAUGUCUUCGUCUGGGUGGGUUACAUCUCGUCCGGAGUCAACCCCCUGGUCUACACCCUCUUUAAUAAGACCUACAGGAGAGCGUUCUCAAGCUACAUCAGGUGCCAGUACAAAAUGGGGGCCAACGCCGCCGGACAGAGUAGCAAAACCCUCCUGGUCCCCCCGCCGUGCCCGUCGCACGCCGUGACCCCUCUCCUGAUGGGCAGUCACGGGAAAGCAGGCGUGGACCGCAACAGUAACUGUCGCAACGGCAGCAGGGGGGACAACGGGAGGCUGACGGUGGACCCGGAGGACACGACGGACGACGGGACGCAAAUCGGAAUAGCCUCGCAGAGCCUCUCCGAGUGCCACAACAUCGGCAUACUCUCGGAGACGGAGCCAGAAACGGAGCUGGAGCAGGAGCUGUCGCUCAUCAGCUACAGCCCCGCUUCCACAGAACACACAAGCAGCGUGUGACUGCGUGCUUCUUGUCGUUUCACGUCUUCUUUUUAAAGCCGCAGACGCUGAGCCGAGCAGCGUUUCAACGGGCUGGUGCUUGAAGCCUGCAGCCUUUUUCACUGGCUUCAACUCCUGCAGUGGGUACACUUAUUGUGGAAGGACUAGUCUCGGUUGAGGAGCCUUAUCCCCACACAGAAGUGCAGUACUUACAUCGGUGUGUAGAGAAAUCUGAAGAGUUUACCUCACGGGUGACAGAGUGGGAUUUUCCACUGCCGCUUUGGAAUGAAAACCAAUAUUUCAGCUGUGUUUGUUUUCUAUUUGUUUCCAAAAUGUUGGUCUUCAGGCCGUAAAUAGAGAACGAAGGCAGUUGUUACUUCCUGGGGAUGAAGGUGCCAGCUGAGAUCCAGACAGGGGCGAAGCAUCAGCGACAGAGCCGGUGAAUCUUUGUUCACCUGGUAUGAAGUCGAGCUGCCGUCCGUGGAGUCCCACUGAUGCAGGUUACAGAAUCAAGCACCAACCGCUGAGGUCAACGGGGGUCAAGCUGCGACUUUGAGCCUUCACAGAGUCAAAAUGCAGUCUGAGCUCUGGUUUGUUGUGGAUUCUCUCCACGCCAAGCGAACUAAACCAAAUCUAUUUUUGUGUGCCGGUCAAGCUUGACGCCGACGGUCAUAAAAUCUCUCUGAAUGAACCUUUUCCAGCAUGUAUAAUCUAACUAUUCAGCCAGACAGAAAUGGGAUUUUCUCUAAAGGAAACUUUUUUUCAAGGCUGCAGUCGAAGUUUGUGAGAUGAAGGAAUGUACAACGAUCACUGGGCUCUGGUGGACUCACAGUGCCAUCUGCUGGUCGCGUGACGCAGAGAGGUCGCUCCCCUUUGAACAGAACAAGACAGGACUAAAAGAGCUAAAAAAAAGAAGAAGAAGAAAAACAUGGCGCAGGCCUUUGGUCCAACACAGCUGUCAGGCUCCUGCUUCCCUUCACAAUAAAACCACGUUUCACAGAAUUAAAGUCCAAAGUUUAAACUAAAAGGAAGCAAUCUAAAAGUUAAAAAAAUAUUAAAAUAAGAGUGCACAAAUGUUCCUCUGAUGUCACCCUUAAAAGGAAAGCAACUUAUUGCCAUCGUUAUCACUGAGUCACCUUCAUAAAACAUUAGAAAACUCACUUUCCCAGCUGUGAUCAAAUCACACGAAGCUUUACUUCGUCUAAACGGUGUCAUUUUGUAGAUGAGAAAUCACAGGAAUUAGACAGCACAUUAACAGUUAACUGCUCAGCGAGUCAGACAGAGGAUUUUAGGGUUACUUGUUGUGAUACACGCCCUGUCAACAGUCAACAAACUACUUAACAUACAUAUUAACAGGUCACAUCAGAAUCUCAGAGCCGGCUGUUUGAGAUUCGAGGACGGUUUCUCGAACGAACAAAAAAGUUCUCCCUCGUUAGUUUUUUAAAAUAAAGGAUUUUUAUUCAAGGUCAGCCAGCAGAUCAAUCUUUUCUCUCCAGAAAUCCCUCAGCUGUGAGAGUUUUCUCUCGUGCAGCUCAGACAGCACAGUGAAAGCCAAGGAGGGAACAUUAAUGUUUUCGCAUAUUAAUCAAUGAGCUUCGGUUCUAAAUUAUCUCCAUCAGAGUAUCACUGUCACAUCUUUGCUUUUUUUUAAGAAUGAAAAGCUCAGAGAAAUAACAUUUUUCACCCUGAACCCUCUAAAUCAGACUCUUCACUGAUUCUGUUCAGCCUGAGUCACCGUGACGCCGAGUGCGACUCAAAGACCAAACACCUUUAGAUUUUUCAUCUGUUGCAUAAGACGGACAGAAAGUCAAUACGCUAAGAGACGGUCCCCUGACUCCACCAGCCCUCACAGCUCGGUCACACUGACUUUCUUGCCGUCCUUCCUCUCACAUUGCGUCUCUGUCAGCUGAGAUAUCUGCAGUAUAACACCUCACACAAGGUUUAAAUAUGAUGUGGAUUUCACAGUGUAAAGCUUUUUUCAGAUUUAUUAGCAACAAACUCACCUCUGCAGAGAUGAUAUGCUCGAUAUAACUGAAAUAAAUAAAUAAAAAGUAAUCAGGUGGAUUCAGUUCAAAACAAUUGGAGGUUAACUAACUAACUAAUAAUAUAAUAAACAAUAAUAAUUAUAUUAAAACCCUGAUCUGGGCUUGAAACUAUUUUUUUACAAACUGGAGGUGUGGGCAUUUAAAUAAACUAUUGAGAUGCAUUAUGGGAAAUGUAGUGUUUUUGGAGCUUGACACGUACUAGAGUCUAAAAGUCUAAAUAUAAUCAAUUUUGGACAUUUUUUUUAAACCUUUAAAUAGCUGGAUGUUCAGUAUAAAUUGCUGGAAUACCAAAGCAGGUAUUACUCCCCCACUGUAACAGUAUUUAAUUUAGAUAAGAAUCACUUCAACAGCUGAAUGUACAGUGUUUUGACUCGUGAUCCCUCCCCCAUCAAGGUCAAAGAGCAGAGGUCAAAGCCGGCAGUGGACCAAUCAAACCCGGAGCCUGAGGUCUGCAGCCACCUCUGCAUACAGUUAGAAUGAAACACAAGAACUGGGAGUCGCCUCAUUCUAAUUCUAUGCUUCUCUGUAUAAUUUAUCCACUAUCUGUAUGCUACAGACUUACUCAGUGGUCAUCUGCACCACGUUUCUCUCCACAGGGAGAGGUCUACAUGAGCUAAUGUCGGCGAGCCCGUACCAAGGUUUCGCCCACAAAUAAUCGUGCAUGUUUGAAGUGUUGUUCAAAAGGUCCUCUCUGCCUCACUCAGUUUUUAUUUUUCCUCUCUUUAAUACACAGAAGGAGUGAAACAGUCCAGAAAGGAAAGAAAGAACGAACAAAGAGCAAUCAACAAUGUGCACAUUGCAGACGGCAUGCAGUUCAUGCAGGCAUUUCAUCUUUAUCAAAAUGCAAAAUACAAACAAUAACGACACAAACAGGAGGAAAAAUGAAGAGAGGACUCUCUGAACUUUAGUCGAAUGGGUCACAGUUGAUCCAUCCAGGUGUAAGCAAGCAAAGAGCUACAGCCAGGCCAGCCAACUCAGUAUGUCGCAAUGUAAUAACUAUAUGUUUCCCGUGUACCUGUGUGUGUACCAGGCCUGGCUCAAAUUGCUACCUGAGAUUGAUUCAGUAAUUUCUCGGAGUCUUUAUCGAUUGUGUCUGGCACAGUGGAUUGAAUCGGGGGUCGUCCCUGCAGAUGCCAAUCCAGUCCGGCUCUCAGUCCAGACAGAUGAAAGCAAUCACUCUGCGAAAGCAUCUGAAAAGAUUUCAACUAAUAAUUCGAUCCAGGUCUGGUGUGUAUAGACAUAGCAGGAGCCGUUUAUUGACAAAGUUUCAUUUUAAUACAUUUGAGGAGGGAUGAUUUUUGGGCUUCUCUCCUCCUCCAGGGACUAUUUUUUGUUGCCAGGCAACAAUGCAUUGUGCAGGAAGUGUUUCAGAAAAUUAUGUAGUGUGUUUGAAAAUGGUCAAACUCUAUGAGUGAGACGUUUUGAUGCUCAAACAAUCGGAGCAUUCAGAAUGUGCAAGCCUAAAGGAGAAAUCCACCCUGAAGUGCUGAGGAUACCGGUGAUGUGUUUAUGAGGUUGUUCAAUUUAUAUUUUAAAGCUGCGUGCUUUAAAACUGAUGUAACACUGAAAUAUUCCACUGAAGCUCCAUUACAGGUUGAACAUUUUUAGAUGCAGGGAUAUUGGUAACAGGAGGAGCAGUAAAUUACAUCACUUCACCACAAAAUAACUCAUUUAUCGCGCAGGAAAAAGAAAAAAAGGUGACACGGUGUAACAGAAUCCAAGGGUGGAUUUUUUCCUUUAGAGAACUAGUUUGACUUUUUGGGAAUUAUUCUGAUACCAGUCUCGUGGCUGUAUGGUAAAUAUAAAGUCAUGGCCAGUAGCUAGUUAAUUUAGCUUAGCAUGAAGACUGGAAAAAGUUGUGGUUUUACUGUGACUUGAUCUCACAUGCUAAGCUAACUAGCUGCUAAUAUUUAACACACAGACAUGAGAGUUAUAUCCAUGAAAGAUUUCCCAAAACGUCGACCUGUUGCAUUCAGUUUUAUGAGAUCCAGCAGGGAGGCCUGGUGCGACACUUCCUCUCUUUUAAAAACAGUUUAUUAGCACUAAGUUUAAAAUGACAACCUACCUAAAGAAUUCACAGGAUCUCACAGUUUUCGGAUCUAAAUGUAUAAAUACCUCAACAUGCUAACUUUUUCAGGUAUGACAAACUAACUUUUUCAUACACAGAAACCCAAAAGCACUACGGUCCAAACUUGUGUUUUUUGCUAAUAUAUCAUCUCUUAGCCUCACUGCUGUCUCGCCCACCUCCCCCGACGUGUAACUCUGUCAGUAAAUGGCUCUGAGAGUAGCCAGAGCUGCAGGUUGUUCAAGAGUUUGGCAAACCCAACUUCUCCGGCGCACCUUACCCGCAUUAAACGCUGACUCUUGAAGCACUCUUUGACGCUCGUUUGCUUCGACACAGAUCAGUUGCCUGGUUUGUCUCGCUCUUGUAUGAUCCGGCGCUCGUGGGUUAGCAAUCUUUUUAUGUGUUGAACCUUCUUCUGUUUAUGCAGUGGCUGUUUUUUAUACCAUUUUAAUUGUGAAUGUUUGUCUACAACACAUCUUCUUGAGUUUAUACAAUGAUACGCCAUCACCCACACAAUGUAUAUUUUCUUUUUUUCUGUGUGAUGCUGCUAUUUAUUUAUUAAAAUAUUAUUCUAAUGUG
Molecule: messenger RNA, 7889 nt
Organism: Lates calcarifer (barramundi perch)
Lineage: Eukaryota; Metazoa; Chordata; Actinopteri; Centropomidae
Gene: htr2cl1
Product: 5-hydroxytryptamine (serotonin) receptor 2C, G protein-coupled-like 1
Exons: 9
Coding region: 1488-3221 (577 amino acids)
Biological process (GO): chemical synaptic transmission; G protein-coupled receptor signaling pathway, coupled to cyclic nucleotide second messenger
Cellular component (GO): dendrite; plasma membrane
Molecular function (GO): G protein-coupled serotonin receptor activity; neurotransmitter receptor activity
Source: RefSeq, a predicted model, not a curated record